Molecule: messenger RNA, 1716 nt
Organism: Candoia aspera
Lineage: Eukaryota; Metazoa; Chordata; Lepidosauria; Squamata; Candoiidae
Product: olfactory receptor 6F1-like
Exons: 1
Coding region: 14-1042 (342 amino acids)
Biological process (GO): G protein-coupled receptor signaling pathway
Cellular component (GO): membrane
Molecular function (GO): olfactory receptor activity; G protein-coupled receptor activity
Source: RefSeq, a predicted model, not a curated record
CAUAGGUCAAAAUAUGAUCAUUGAGAAUAAAACUGUAGUAAGCCAUUUCAUCAUUUUGGGCUUCCCUGGUCUGAAGAAUCUUCAGCUUCUCCUCUUCUUUGUAGGGUUGCUCAUUUAUAUCUUGACUCUGAGUGGGCACCUGCUCAUUAUCAGCAUAGUACACAUUGACAGACGUCUCCACACCCCCAUGUACUUUUUCCUCAGCAACUUCUCCUUCUUAGAGAUAUGGUACACAUCCAAUAUUAUUCCCAAAAUUCUAGAAGUCUUCCUAACAAAAAACAACUCUAUCACAUACACUGGCUGUAUUGCCCAACUCUACUUUUUAAUUUCAUUUGGUACAGCUGAAUGUUUUAUCUUGGCAAUCAUGGCAUUUGAUCGUUAUUUAGCCAUAUGUAAUCCCCUACGGUAUCAAAACCUCAUGAAUAACAAAAUUUGCCAUCAACUGGCUGUAUGUUCAUGGAUCAGUGCCUUCAUAAUUAACAUUCCUCCACUGGUGGCAGUCUGUAGGCUGCCAUUUUGUGGACCAAAUGAGAUCAACCACUUUUUCUGUGAUGCAUCACCUUUACUGAAACUGUCUUGUGUAAAUCCCCAUGAAGCUGAACUGUUCAACUUCAUUGUGGCUACUAGUGUCAUUGUUAGUUCAUUUUUCCUCAUUCUGAUCUCUUAUAUCUUCAUAAUUGUCACUGUUCUGAAAAUCCCCUCAACUACAGGACGGCAAAAGGCUUUCUCUACGUGUGGCUCCCAUCUGGCUAUAGUAACUAUUUUCUAUGGCACACUGAUGUUUAUGUAUGUCCGUCCAACCUCAAAAGUUUCCAUCAGUUCGGUGAACUUCAACAAGAUGGUGUCUGUGUUUUACACAGUGGUCACUCCCAUGCUGAACCCUAUCAUUUAUUGCCUGAGAAACAAAGAAGUCAAAGAUGCCUUGAAGAGAGCUAUCAGUGGGAAACAUGGGCUCAUACAGAAACCAAACUGCAUUAGAAGUAGAGUAAUAAAGAAGCACCCCCUCCCCAAAAACAUACUGUCCACUUGCAUUGGAUUAUAAAAUUCCCAGUCAUAUUGGGAUGUUGCCUAGGUGGGGUAACCUGAAUUAAUGUGAUAAUUAAAUAAAUAUUAUUGGCAUAAUUACAAAAUAAAAUAAACUGUUUAGCUUAUGUAAAGGCUUUCUUACAAAGUUGUAGAAUUAUACAGAGUCAGUUCUGUGUAACAUAUUGAGCCAUCCUGGUGUGUUCUCCCCCCCCCCCCCCAGGUCCUGAGUAUGGUUCUGGAAAAAUGGAGUUCCAUUCUUCCUUGGGGUGUUCCCCAUGUAGCAUUAAUAAGGGAAAUUACGCUUGAUGUGAAAUGGUCUAAAUUAGGAAUGCAAUUUCAUUAAAUUGCUUUUCAUUCCUUCCCUUCUGAGCACUUACCUUCUCCGAGUUUCUCAAGAGGAACUCUAAAGAGAGAAUUUUUGUCUCGACUGCAUUCAUCACAUAUCAGAGCAACUCUAAUUUCCAAAGGACUGGUUAAAUAAAUAAGUCCUUUAUGCUUAUGGUCUCCUGGCAUCAUAUUCAUGAAACCCAAGUUUCUCCAAUGUAUGACUACAAUCCUUACUUUUCUCUGGUAUGAUCAGUCAUUUGUUUGCUUUGUAUUUUGAUAAUAAAAGUCCAGAAGCAGAUGGUUACAUUUAGUCACUGUUCUCUUGCACCAGUUAACCAGAGCCACAAGGUUACUUAGGUCUUA